AUAAAGCCACGCACACGAGCUAAACGUUGUGUUUGUAUAACAAUUGGCUGUGGCUGCUAUCAAUCAUCAGCACAACAACUUUCGGUGCCAUAUCGACAACCAAUUUACCAGCAGUCUGAAACAUCGUUAUCAUUAUCAUCAUGCGUAAACAACUGUAUGCAAAGUUGUAUACGAAACCAUUACAGUUUCUGUCAACAAUCUUGCCAACAAUCUUGUAGAGUGGGAACAACCUACCAUUCCGAUAGAUACUCACCAGCGCCAAACCGAUUGGAAUCAUCAAUUCAAGAGUUAUCUAAUGGACAACAAAGUACUGGUGGUACAUGUGUACACGUUUGUAUGCCAACUUGCGAUGUACAAUGCGUUCAGCAAACUACAGCAAUUCCAGUAGUAAGCCACAAACAGCCACAACGUAAUCCCCCUAUACCUGUAGUUCAAAGUCAGACUCCUUCAUACCAACCAUCUGAACAGUAUGAGCCCAUAUAUUCAGUUCAGCCACUGUCAACUAAUAAUCAUGAAAUUUGUAUUUAUCUGUGCAUGCCAUCAUGUGAGAAUCGCUGUAUUGAACGAACUACGGCAGUACCAUCAUUGUCAGAGCAAACAGAUCAGCCUGAUAUCUAUACAACUGCAAAUCCUCAUCAAAAUAUUAAUAACACUCCAGAUAUACCUCCUUCAUAUCCGAUCUCCGAUAAAUCUACUCAUCAGUCAUCAAUUAUUAUUCGGCCCCAACAUGGUGCCACAAUUUGUGUGCCAAUUUGUAUGCCAUCUUGUCAUGCACAAUGUACUGAAACUUUCGAACAAGGCGAAAAAGCAACUGAAAUAAUUAGUAGCACUGAAGAAGUAUUAACGACAACAACUGCUGAACCUGAACUACCUCCAUAUGAAAUUUCCAUUACAUUACCACAAUCCAUUCAGCAAUCACCGGAGUGUUUCAAUUUAUGUCAGGAAACAUGUAUGCAACAGUGCAUUGGACAAAAUCAACCUGCUGAACAGUGCAGACCAUCUUGUUCUUACACUUGUCAGGAAAGUUGUGCUCAAGUACCAGUAUCAAGCACUGCUUCUAGCAGCAACAAACAGCAGCAAGAAUCGAACUUAGAACCUUAUGAAACGAUUUCCAUUGCUCCAAGUACAGAUCCAUCUCCUGUACAAAUUCCAGCUGAGAAUGUCUACGAAACUCCUUUACGAUCCCCACCUUAUUAUCAGCAAUAUACUUUUCCUGAACCACUGGUAACAGGAUGCCUAUCUACUUCAAUGAAAACGAACCGAUGUGUCUGUUCUCCUGGAUAUGCACUAUGUUUUUCGAUUUCAGGACACACAUCUUUACAACAUCAACAACACAAACAGUGCUGUCGGAGACGACGAUAG
This is a messenger RNA of Thelazia callipaeda (thelaziosis nematode), 1362 nucleotides long. NCBI's taxonomy places the organism in Eukaryota, Metazoa, Nematoda, Chromadorea, Rhabditida, Thelaziidae. The record is from the annotation of a GenBank genome assembly.